This is a messenger RNA of Nematocida minor, 1233 nucleotides long. RefSeq names its product DnaJ-like protein subfamily A member 2. NCBI's taxonomy places the organism in Eukaryota, Fungi, Microsporidia. The record is from RefSeq and is a predicted model, not a curated record. Gene Ontology annotation, biological process: protein refolding. Gene Ontology annotation, cellular component: cytoplasm. The transcript has a single exon. Bases 1 to 1233 code for a protein of 410 amino acids. Gene Ontology annotation, molecular function: Hsp70 protein binding.
AUGGAUAUUAAAGGAUACUACAAACUGCUUGAAAUAGACACCCAGGCGUCUGAAAGAGACAUAAAGGCUGCGUACAGGAACUUUGCAAAGAAAUACCACUCUGACGGACAGGUUGUGUCUAAUGCUCUGAAAGCAUGCAAAACCGACAAAGAGAGAGAGGCUCUGAAAAAGGAAAUGGACAAAAAGUUUUCAGAUAUAACUGCCGCAUACGAGGUUCUUUCCAAUCCGGAGAAAAGACAGAUGUAUGACAGAGGCAUAGACGAGUCGCAGAGUUUUGGCGGUGCCUCCGGCGAGUCCUUCUUCUCCUCGUUCUUCGGAGGAUCUAUGGGGUCGAUGUUUGGCGGAGAGAGAAGACCGCAGAAAAACAACCCUCGCGUGGAGAACAUACACAUCACUCUUUUGGAGGUCAUUCUUGGGACAAAAAUUAAGAGAAAGAUCACGAGAAAGAUGGUGUGCAAGCCGUGCAAAGCAACGGGCUCAAUGAACACACAGACAUGCACAAAGUGCAGAGGAGCAGGAGUGUACGCAGAAAUAACGAACAUGGGAGGCAUGCGGCUGCAAAGAGAAAUGACAUGCAAUGUGUGCAUGGGCCACGGGAUAAUGAAGUCGGGGCCAAACUGUAAAGACUGUGCAGGGAAAGGAUACAUCUCCAAGCAAGAAGAGCUCGAGGUAUCCAUCCCGCCCGGCGUAGUUGACAGAUUCCAGAUCGUCUACGAAAAGAUGGGAGAUGAGGCAUCGGGCGCCAUCACGGGAGAUCUUAUCUUCGUAGUCAACGUGAAAGAGGACAAGCGGUUCACAAGAAUUGCCCCAGAGCACCUAUACACAGAGGCCAAGGUUCCGCUGGAAGAUAUUCUAGUGCAGAGGCCUAUCAGAAUAGAAACAAUAGAUGGAAGAAUAAUCUAUGUGGAGUAUCCGCCCAUUCACACAUGCGACAUUGGCGAAGACUUCCUUCGUCUGGAUAAAGAAGGACUCCCUACAAAGAAGGGCGGAAAGGGAAGUUUGUUUAUAAGAAUAAUUCCUGUCUUCGUGGCUCCAGAGAAGGUGAAGGACCUAGGAAAGUUCCUUGCAAACUUUACAGGAGAAGAGAAGAACCCUGCAGUGCAGAAGGCUGUCUUUAUAUCAAAGAACGAUAUAGACAAGUGGUAUAGCAAAGAACAGCAGAGAUCAGAGCACUCAGGCCGAGGACACAGAUAUGCAGAAGAGGAGUCUGGACAGACGUGCCAAACAGCAUAG